Echinococcus granulosus is the source of this 4782-nucleotide messenger RNA. RefSeq names its product Tyrosine-protein kinase BAZ1B. Bases 1 to 4782 code for a protein of 1593 amino acids. The transcript is spliced from 16 exons. NCBI's taxonomy places the organism in Eukaryota, Metazoa, Platyhelminthes, Cestoda, Cyclophyllidea, Taeniidae. Gene Ontology annotation, molecular function: histone H2AXY142 kinase activity; protein binding. Gene Ontology annotation, cellular component: WICH complex. Gene Ontology annotation, biological process: chromatin remodeling. The record is from RefSeq and is a predicted model, not a curated record.
AUGCCGCUCCUGGGAAAUCGACUCCACGUUCUGAACACUGUUGUUAAAAAGCCUAGGAAGAGCAGCGAAUUCACUCCUAUGUUUAAGUUUGUUGUUCCAGAUACAAAGGAAAUCUGCUCUUCCGAAGAUGAAUUGAGACGAAAAACAACAUUGUACAAGUCCAAGAUAUGGACUUGUCGGGUAACCGGUCGGGCAAAUUUGACUUACAAAGAAGCCAUUAAAUCGGAACAUGUUAGUUUGAAUCUUCUGAAGAAAUCUAUAUCGGACCAUUAUCGUGCCGCUAUUUUGCAGAUUGUUCACAAAAGUAAACGAAUAAUUUCAUUAAAACUCUUAGGCACGUCCCCACUCGAACCGCUGACCCAAGCAUGCUGGGCUAAGGUUCAUGAGCGGUUUGCCGUUGGAGAACCAGUUUUACUAAAGGUUGACUCAAACAAACCAAUUCGCGCAACCAUCUUAGGUAUUGAUGAGGCCAUCGAUAAGCCUGUGGUUAUUGACUUGUCAAAAGAUGAAACCAGUUCUCCGAACAACAGUGACAAGGAAAAUAAUGUGAAUACCAAACGGUCCACCGUGACCCAAGAUAAUUUCUCAUACAGUGUUCAGUUGGUUUCUGAUGAACUUGUUAACGUCAAUAAUGUCCCUGCUAAGUGCAUACAACGUGUUCAUCGCGCUCCAUCGAAAGACCACAUCAGGAUGUUCAUUCGCGCACACGCUAUGCGGUAUGGUCCAUCUUCAAGUGGUCCUUGGGUCGUUGACCCCGUCGCUCUUCGAAAAUAUUGUCCCACUCUCAAAAUGUCGAAUAAUCUUGUUGACAAGGAUAAGUUGAGAAUGGUUUCCGAGACGUAUGAAAUGAAAUUUUAUGAAAAGAUAACCAGUGAAAAAUACAAGGGGCAUGAUGCCAGUGGUGAAACAGCGAUAAAACUUUCCCCAAAGAGCUUGAGAGUUUUCAAGAACUUGUCUGCGCUUCGCAACGAUUCUCCUAGAAGUCCUGUGGAGGCAGUACCUCUGAAACCAAAAGAGACGCCUGACGGCAAAUUGUCAAAAAAAAUGAAGCAGGCGAUACUUUCAUUUGAAAAGUCUAUGGGAUCUCCACCCUCUGCGAGGAAGAGUAAAUCUGAUGCAUCACUCAAAUCUGAUGUCACCCUGCCACCUAUUGCCAAGCGUCUUAUUCGAAGCCUCAAAGGGAGCGUGGAAGCGAACGCUCUUAAAGUGAUUGUCUCGCGUUGUGUCUCGCUCCUUACUGACGCGCAAAUUCGGGCCCUUCCUGAUGCUGCUCAAAAACUCGUUAUUGAUAAGAAGAUUGCCAUUGAAAAUCGCAAAAAAAUGCAAAACAUGACCCCUGAACAGCAAAAGGCCUACUUGCGUGAUCUGCGUUUACAGCGUCGUACACUGAUUGAUGAAAACGCACCCUACCUCGAGACUGGUGUCCAGAUUGCACCACUUCCUGAACCUCGUGCUUUCCCACUACCCCCAAAUAUGACCUCCCUACAAUUUAGUCGCAUUUUGAGUUUCACUGAAUUCAUCGCUUGUUAUCAGCCUCUGCUAACAGAGUCUGCUCUUUCACCCGGGGAAAUGCUCUAUCCCACUCGUAUAAAACAACUUGCCACUGAUCUCUGUCCCUCCAUGACGGAUAAUGAGAAGGAGGAGGAAUUCACGACCGAUGUUGAGGAAGAAUCUGCUUUAACAUCAACUGACGCCGGGCUUCCUAGGGCGUCUGUUCAGGGGCUGCGAUGUCUCAGUUUAGACCGGGUGCUCAGAGCCGUGAGCGAACAGCACAUGUCCGCUGCAGCCUAUCGGUGCUUGGCUCGGCCCAUGGGCUCACUGUUGCGUCUGCUCUUUUUCAGUGAACAGUUCUCUAAACAAACAGAGCUGGGCAUCCAACUCUCUAAAAUUCCCAUCACACCGUACACGGCUCCGGAACUCCUGCGUCUACUGUUGCAGUGCAAAUUGGCCAAUGACACAUGCUCAACAAAUGACCGGGCCGUGGCCCGCAUUUACCAAAUCGUACCCAAUAGUAGUGGCAUGCGCAACUUACUGCCCUCUAGGGAUGCCCUCGGUGCUGCGAGUCUUAUCAAGCACCUCACCUCGGCUGAUUUAUUUGCCUUGGAUACAGAGCACCGUAUUUUAGCCAUUGAAGUCCUCAUUGAGCUGAUGCUCGAUUUUGACACGAUGGACGAGUACAUGCACAUGUGCAACAGGAGGGCCAUUAAAGCAUGGCAGGAUCGGUUAGCACUGGCUAAGCAGAAACGAACAGUUGUCCCUCCCGCACUCUCUGCAGCUAAAUCAACCGUUGAAAAGGAACCCGAAUCAGAUGAUUUGGCUUCGAUUGUCAAAAGUCGUCGUGUCUUGGCUGCCAAGGCCGCUGAAGAACGUGGAAUUCGUGAAGCGAAAGAGCGGGAACGACGUGAGUUGGAGGCCAAAAUUGAUGCCGAAGAGAAGGCCCUGGCCAAAGCCGAAUAUGAACACACAAUAGCCUCCACUGAGGCCAAACUCGCCUUUCGUGUAGGCGCUCUCGGUACCGAUCGUCGAGAUCGCCGCUACUGGCGUUUCUUCUGUGCACCAAAUCGACUCUUCGUUGAGUCCAACUGGGCGCCUGAAGAAUACCAUGUUGGGGACAGUCUCAUAAAGGAGCCAUCUGCUGUUACAUCAUUUCCCCCAUCCCAUACCUUCCCCGAAGGUCUCGGCAGUUACGAGAUAGUCCAUCGUUUCGGUUACGCAGCACGAUCGCAGUGGUAUGUGUUUGACCGACCAGAUGAGUUGGACGCUUUGGCCAACGCUCUUGUUGAAAGAGGGGCACGGGAGAGUCAGUUGAGGAAGAACCUUGUUCAGUCCGGCCUCUUGGAUAGUGUGAAGGAGUUGAUCACGCUGUCGAAAGUCGAAGAAAGCCAUAAUGAGUCAGAUGAAGGAAGGAGUGUUUCUUAUAUGUCACCUGAUGAGGUUGUUAUUAGUACGAUCACUGCCAAAGAGCGCGGUGAUGCCGAAUCUAUUCUCGCCAACGUUCUUCUCAAGGCAAGUUCAAAUGUCUACGAAACUGAAAUUCAUCUUCGUGACGGCGGACUUGGUGGUGUUCCAGAUUUUUCUGCUUGGAUGACAAACAUCAUUGCUAUUCAAGCGAAGUAUGGGCUCUGCUUGUCUCUCACCGGUAGUGUUCCAUCCACUCCCGCAAAGGGGAAUCCUGGGGCUGUAUUCCCUCCCUCCACCACUCCCACAACCUCUUUUGCAUCUAAGACGCCUCUACGAUCUGUGGCGGAGGCUCUUAUAGCGGUGGGUCAGCACGUUCACCGUCGCUUCUUGAGUGUGCCCAAAUUAAGGCUGCAGCAAACAUCCAGGCGUCGUGGAGAGAAUGGUGUUGAUGGGGUCAUUUACGAGAAUGGUGAACAGGCGCCUGAGGAGGACGACCGCAAGGCGAUUGGCGAAGAAGAGGGAGGGCAAGGGCAACGUUCCGAGACUAUUGAAUCGGAGAAGAAUCGCGCACACGAUGGUGAUGUGGAGCUCUGGAUGGACGCCUGGGUCAAAGCUGUCCGUUCUGCUGCCACGCUCUCUCGGCUAAAUGUUCUACAUGCAUGUCUUGACGCCUGCAUUCUGUGGGAGAAAUCAGUAGCCAACAUUCGUUGUCGUAUCUGCCGCCGCAAUAAGGACGAUGACAGUCUGUUGCUCUGUGAUGGAUGCAACUCCGGCUUCCAUCUCUACUGCCUCCGUCCACCACUGCACUCGAUUCCUAGUGGUGACUGGUUCUGUGUCUCCUGCAAGCCGCCCAGUUGCUCCGGAACCACUAGUCAGCAGCGGCGCGAUCGCCGAGAGGCCUCAGAGGCGUCGGACAGCGACGAGGCACGAAGCAGCGCGAGCGACUCCGGUGAUGAGAGCUCCUCCUCCGGAAGGGAGGAGGAGGAUGUCUGUCUGAGGAGGGGGCAACAGCGUUCCCCCAGAACCUCUUCCCUGAAUCCGGUGUCAAAUGACACUAUAUGCCUAGUUUGUGACGAUGGGGGAACGGAGGAAGAUGAGUUGGUGGGCUGCUCCACUUGUCCCAACGCCUUCCAUCCAAACUGCCACAACCCGCCCUUGCGCUCGGCGAACCGACGCGCCCCCUGGGUGUGCUCCGUGUGUCGCAUCAGUCGCUCCGUUUCGGGCGGUCUCUCUGCCAUGGGACAGUCGCUCCGCCUCCGGGCUUCCAGUCGGGUCAACCGCAAAAGCAGCUACCUUCGACUUCAUCGAGUCCAGACAACACCGAAGAAGCGACCGCGUCCGAUUUCUGAUGAUGACGACAGCUCUGAUGAGGAGUCGGAUGAUGAUUCACGAAAAGAAGAUGAAGAGGAGGUAGAGGAGGAGGAAAGAGCGAACGACACUGAAACAACUGAAGAGCAGGCGGAUGAGCGAGCGGUCUUUGCUCCACCAGCCAAGCGACUUAGGAUUGCGCCACAAUUCACCUGUGCUGACCUCAUAACCGCCGUCCGAAGACACCGCAGUUCAUGGCCCUUCCAGGAGCCUGUUGACCCGAAAGAGGUACCCGACUACUAUGAGAUAGUGGUGGAUCCCAUAGACCUUUCUAUGAUUAACAGUUGGCUUGAAAAUGGUCGUUACGAGGGCGCCGAGGGUCCAAGGUUUCUCUCUGAGGACCUGGCGAAGAUGUUCUUUAAUGCCGAACUCUACAAUAGCGCUGACUCUGACAUCUGGAAGGCGGGAUCGCAUUUGGAGAAUUACGUACAAUCUCUCUUCAAAAAGUUUGCUCCACGCCUUGGGGGGAUAUCACUGCUUGCAGUUCAACUAUCUCAGCAUGACGGAACUUGA